AUCUGUAACAGGAGCCGAUCGUCGAAUCUGCAACAUUGUAUCGGGGACGACCGGCCAAUCUGCAACAUUGUCUCCGAAAUAGAUCGUGGGCAAUUUGCGACAUUGUAUCUAAAAUUGGCGGUGGCAGUGAAGUGGGGCGGAGGGUUUGCAAUAUUCUGAGAGUGACUGAGGGGAGGUGAGAGGGGGGUGCGGAGGGAGAGAGAGAGGCGAAUCUGCAACAUCGUAUCUCGGAUUUGCAACCUUGUAAAUCUGUAACCAACGCGAAAUUUACAAGACGGCGCCUGAAAUUGCUAAGGAGGACUCCAGAUCUGCCGGCCUGCGUUUGACGAAGAGGGGGAGUGAAAUUUACAAAGACGGCGCCUGAAAUUGACAAGGAGUCCAGCGCUGCCGGCCUGAAAUCGAUGAAAAGGGGGUGAAAUUUUUACAAGCUGAAAUUGACAAGCAGUCCAGCGCUGCCGGCCUGAAAUCGAUGAAAAGGGGGUGAAAUUUUUACAAGCUGAAAUUGACAAGCCCUCUGUCCGCCCAGCUCGCUCGCCCUCCUUUGACACAUUUCUGAAGGAUCCCGCCUGCUUUGCAUUACAUUUGCUACUAAACGACUGAGAUUUUUUUAAAAAACCAUCGUGGAUAUUCCGCGCUGAGGCGUCUCGCCUGGAUUAGGGGGGAGAAGCAGUCACAGUCACGCACGCGAAAAUUAAUUUUUCAAAAGAAUUCCAGGAGCAAUGGACGAGAGCGUCGAGGAGGAGCAGACUGUUGUGAAACACGAACUCAAAAACGCUAACUUAACGGGACACACGGAGAAGGUGGGCAUGGAGAACUUCGAACUGCUCAAGGUGCUGGGGACGGGAGCCUACGGGAAGGUGUUCCUGGUGCGGAAGGUGAGCGGGCACGACGCGGGCAAGCUGUUCGCCAUGAAGGUGCUGAAGAAGGCGUCCAUCGUGCAGAAGGCCAAGACGAUGGAGCACACCAAGACGGAGAGGCACGUCCUGGAGCAGAUCCGCCAGUCGCCCUUCCUCGUCACCCUGCACUACGCCUUCCAGACGGACGCCAAACUCCACCUCAUCCUCGAUUAUGUGAGUGGGGGAGAGAUGUUCACCCAUCUGUACCAACGAGACCAUUUCUCUGAAGCAGAUGUUCGUAUCUACAUCGGAGAGAUUGUCCUCGCAUUGGAACACCUCCACAAGCUGGGAAUUGUUUACAGGGACGUGAAGCUGGAGAACAUCCUGCUGGACAGCGAGGGGCACGUGGUGCUGACCGACUUCGGCCUCAGCAAGGAGUUCGUCGGGAACGAGGCGGAGCGAACCUUCUCGUUCUGCGGGACAAUCGAGUACAUGGCACCGGAGAUAAUCAGGGGAAGCAGGUCAGGCCACGGGAUGUCAGUCGAUUGGUGGAGCCUGGGGAUCCUGAUGUUCGAGCUGCUGACGGGAGCGUCACCGUUCACCCUGGAGGGGGAGAAGAACAGCCAGGGGGAGGUGUCCAGACGGAUCCUGCAGGCUGACCCACCGCUGCCCCCGGAGGUGAGCUCGGUCUGCCGAGACCUGAUCCAGAAGCUGCUCAUCAAGGACCCAAAGAAGAGGCUGGGCUCUGGUCCCAAGGGCACCCUGGAGAUCAAACGGCAUCCCUUCUUCAGGGGCCUGAACUGGGAUGACCUGCUGGCCAAGAAGAUCCCAGCGCCCUUCAAACCCGUCAUCCGCAGCGAGAUGGACGUGGGCAACUUUGCCGAGGAGUUCACGGAGAUGGACCCCACCUACUCUCCGGCCAGCGUGCCCCACAGCGGCGACCGCAUCUUCCAGGGUUAUUCGUUUAUCGCCCCCUCGGUCCUGUUCGACCGCAACGCCGUGAUGUCCGAGCCCCUGGAGAUGCAGCUGAGAGCCGAGGGUCCCGACCCCAUGGCGGUUGCUCGGAGCGCCAUGAGCAAGGACUCUCCCUUCUUCCAGCACUACGAGCUGGACAUGAGGACGGAGCCACUGGGGACGGGCAGCUUCUCCAUCUGCCGCAAGUGUCGCAGCAAGUUGAAUGGCCAGGAGUUCGCCGUCAAGAUCGUCAGCAGGAGGAUGGAGGGACACAUUCAGCAGGAGAUCGGCGCCCUGAAGCUGUGCGAGGGUCACCCCAACAUCGUCAAACUCGCCGAGGUCUUCCAGGACCAGUUCCACACGUUCCUGGUGAUGGAGUUGCUGCGGGGAGGCGAGCUGCUCGAACGCAUCCGCCGCCGGAAGCACUUCAGCGAGCUGGAGGCCAGUCAGACCAUGAGGAGCCUGGUGUCGGCUGUCAGCCACAUGCACGAUGCUGGCGUGGUGCACCGCGACCUGAAGCCUGAGAACCUGCUGUUUGCCGAUGAGACAGACAACGCCCCGAUCAAAAUCAUCGACUUCGGUUUCGCUCGUGUCCGACAGCCCGACAGUCAGCCCCUGCAGACGCCCUGCUUCACCCUCGAGUACGCAGCACCCGAGCUUCUCAAACAAGACGGCUAUGACGAGUCCUGUGACCUCUGGAGCCUGGGGGUCAUCCUGUACACCAUGUUGUCGGGACAGGUCCCCUUCCAGAGCUCCCGGAAGGGAAUGUCAUCGACCAGCGCUGCUGAGAUUAUGCGGAAGAUCAAGGGCGGUGAUUUCUCCUUCCACGGAGAGGCGUGGAAGAACGUCUCGGAGGGGGCCAAGGACAUCGUGCGAGGCCUGCUGACGGUCGAGCCCUCCAAGAGGCUGAAGAUGUCGAACCUGCGGCGGAACGACUGGCUACAGAACGGGAGUCAGCUAUCCUCAGUGUCGCUGAUGACGCCAGACGUCCUGGGCUCCACGGGACCCUCCGUCAACACCUACUUCAAGGCCACCUUCCUGGCGUUCAACAAGUGCAAGCGGGAGGGCUUUCUGCUGAAGAGUGUGGACAACGCGCCGCUGGCCAAGCGCAGGAAGCUGAAGCUGAGCGCGGGCCCCGAGGCGCGGAGCUCCAGCGACAGUUCCUCCUCCUCCUCGUCCUCCUCCACGCAGCCCAACGCCGCCUCCCAGCGGGCCGGCAGGCACAAGCGGCCGGAGCCAGUCAGCCAGCCCUCCUAGCUGCCGGCAGCGGGCGGUGGGUUGGGGC
This is a messenger RNA of Mobula hypostoma (lesser devil ray), 3075 nucleotides long. RefSeq names its product ribosomal protein S6 kinase alpha-5-like. NCBI's taxonomy places the organism in Eukaryota, Metazoa, Chordata, Chondrichthyes, Myliobatiformes, Myliobatidae. Gene Ontology annotation, biological process: intracellular signal transduction; peptidyl-serine phosphorylation; regulation of DNA-templated transcription. Gene Ontology annotation, molecular function: ATP binding; magnesium ion binding; protein serine/threonine kinase activity. The record is from RefSeq and is a predicted model, not a curated record. The coding region runs from base 720 to 3047 and encodes 775 amino acids. The transcript has 17 exons.